Messenger RNA from Sardina pilchardus (European sardine), 1029 nucleotides. RefSeq names its product beta-1,4 N-acetylgalactosaminyltransferase 2-like. Lineage: Eukaryota; Metazoa; Chordata; Actinopteri; Clupeiformes; Clupeidae. The transcript is spliced from 7 exons. Gene Ontology annotation, molecular function: acetylgalactosaminyltransferase activity. The coding region runs from base 1 to 1029 and encodes 342 amino acids. Gene Ontology annotation, biological process: UDP-N-acetylgalactosamine metabolic process; UDP-N-acetylglucosamine metabolic process. The record is from RefSeq and is a predicted model, not a curated record.
AUGGCGUUUGCUGCUAUAGUUCUUACAGUGUCUCUCCAUGCGUCCCAUGGCGUGAUGGCGGUGGACAAGGUUCCACAGGGACAGGAAGUGAAGGGGCAGAAUCAGAACAUGCUCAAUAUCACCGCCACCAGUGUAGAAGACCUGAAUGACCUCCUGGCACAUGUUACCUACACCAGUGAAGUUUACCUCUUAAAAGCAGGCGAUCUGGUGCACUUCACCUUUGAGGAUCAUGAGGUCAUCUUCCCGAUCAUAAUCAAGAAGCCUACGCUUCCUGUUCUAUAUGACCUGGGUGAAGACGUUAAUUCUCAAGUGACCAUCACUAUAAAAACAUUCUUAAGAUACGAAGAGCUGAGGGUCUUGAUCAAAAGCAUCAGGGAAAGAUACCCGGAUAUUCGAAUCAUCAUUGCAGAUGACAGCCUGAAGACAGAAAAAGUGGAGGGCCACAAUAUUGACCAGUACAUCAUGCCCCCAGCUCAAGGCUGGUUUGCUGGACGGAACCUAGCCGUCUCUCAGGUCACAACCAAGUACUUCCUGUGGGUGGACGAUGACUUCCAAUUCCUGAACGAGACCAAAAUUGAGAAGUUUGUGGAGAUCAUGGAGUCUAUGCCAGAGCUGGAUGUGCUGGGUGGGUCUGUUGGCUCGAACCGCUUCUACUUCACUCUGAAGCAUGAGGAGGGGGCGGAUGGGGAAGGUGGGUGUCUGUCUCGUCUGUCCAAGUUCCACAAACAGCUGCCUGGGUUUAAGGACUGCGUGCUAGUGGACGGCGUGGUCAACUUCUUCCUGGCCAGAACAGACACCGUCCGCAGUGUGGGGUUUGAUCCCAAGCUGAGAAGAGUGGCCCACUCUGAGUUCUUCAUGGAUGGCCUGGGACGUUUGCUGGUGGCCUCCUGCCCUAUGAUGGUUGUUGGGCACCAGCCAAAGCAAGCCCACUCAGAUUACACAAAGUUCAGGAGACCAGGGAAAGUAGACACAAAUUCUAAACUACGCCUGCAUUACUUCAAAAACCAUCUGAAAUGUGUUGCAUAUUGA